This is a messenger RNA of Aplosporella prunicola CBS 121167, 1188 nucleotides long. RefSeq lists its product as uncharacterized. The record is from RefSeq and is a predicted model, not a curated record. The transcript has 2 exons. Lineage: Eukaryota; Fungi; Ascomycota; Dothideomycetes; Botryosphaeriales; Aplosporellaceae. The coding region runs from base 116 to 1102 and encodes 328 amino acids. Gene Ontology annotation, molecular function: aldose reductase (NADPH) activity. Gene Ontology annotation, cellular component: cytosol.
ACCGCGUACGCAAUGACGCGUGCGCAAGAAUUAAUAAAUUAAUAUGUAGGUGGCCGCAGAGCAUGCAUGCAGCUAUCCAUUGACCUCAUCAUCAACAAACAAACAAAUAAACGCCAUGUCGUCGAACCGCACCUUCAAGCUCAACUCUGGCCACUCUAUCCCCGCCGUUGGGCUCGGGACAUGGCAGUCCAAGCCGAACGAAGUUGCGAAAGCAGUCAAGGCGGCGCUGAAAGCUGGUUAUCGGCACAUUGACGCAGCCUUCAUCUACGACAAUGAAGCCGAAGUCGGCCAGGGAAUCGCUGCUUCUGGCGUGGAACGCAAGGAAAUCUUCCUCACGGGCAAGCUAUGGAACACGCACCACAAGCCGGAAGACGUAGAAGAGGCAGUCGAGCUCUCUUUGCAGGACCUGGGGACCGACUACCUUGACCUGUACCUUAUUCACUGGCCCGUCUCCUUCCAAAAAGCCGCUUCUCCACGCGACCAUUUUCCCAUCAAUCCCUCCACCGAUGCUAUGCAUGUCAUCGACGUGCCGCUGCGCGACACAUGGAAAGCUCUGGAAGCGCAGGUCAAGAAAGGCAAGAUCCGCAGCAUCGGCGUCAGCAACUUCACACGCGAGAAGGUCGAAGAGGUCCUGCAAACAGCCGAGAUCAAGCCCGCCGUGAACCAAAUUGAGGCACACCCGUACCUUCAGCAACCUGCACUGCUAGAGUGGCAUAAGCAGCAGGGCAUCGUCGUCGCGGCGUACAGCCCGCUCGGAAACAACAUCUACAACCUGCCCCGCGCGGUGGACGAUCCCAAAGUCAUUGAGAUCGCGAAGGAACUGGGCAAGUCACCUGCGCAGGUGCUGAUUCAGUGGGCAGUGCAGAGGGGGACGGUCGUGUUGCCCAAGAGCGUUACGCCGGAACGAAUUGUGUCGAAUUUCCAGGACUUUGAGCUUCCGCAAGAUGCCUUCGAUAAGAUUACCGCGCUGGACCGGAACCACCGGUACAAUUUCCCGAUCAGGCUGGGUGUCAAUAUCUUUGGAGAGCAUGAUGAGGCAACAUUGAAGAAGGGCGUGGAAGACUUUGUAGCCUCGAGGCGGCAGCAGAAGGCUGCGGCGUGAAGUUAGUAGUGGUGUUAAGUCCGUAUCUGUUUCUAGACUACUUCUUCUACAUUUGGCGCUGCACCGUAGUUAUAGGUACGCCUGUC